Lolium rigidum is the source of this 2043-nucleotide messenger RNA. RefSeq lists its product as uncharacterized. The transcript has 3 exons. The record is from RefSeq and is a predicted model, not a curated record. Bases 1 to 1392 code for a protein of 463 amino acids. NCBI's taxonomy places the organism in Eukaryota, Viridiplantae, Streptophyta, Magnoliopsida, Poales, Poaceae.
AUGGAACGGCCGCACGGCUUCUUCGCCGCGCUCAAGCACGAGGUGGCGCGCGGCCUCUCGCCGGCCAGGCCGCGCCGGAGGCCGGAUUCCGCCGACCUCGACGCCGCGCUCAGGUUCUCCGGGGGGCCGGGCGGCGAGAUGCUGGCGCCGCUCAUGGAGGGGCCCGAUCCGGAGUCCGGCGACGGCGCCGGCGCCGCCUGGGCGGCCGCGGGCGGCAGGAGGGAGGGCUGGGGCCGCUGGGUCCGCGGCCAGCUCGCGCGCGCGCCCUCCUCCGUCGCCGCCGCGGCCGCCGGCGCCGGCGCCGCCCGCAACGACCUCCGCCUCCUCCUCGGCGUCAUGGGCGCGCCGCUCGCGCCCGUCCAUGUCUGCGCCGCUGAGCCGCUGCCGCACCUCAGCAUUAAGGACACGCCCAUCGAGACCUCGUCGGCGCAGUACAUCCUGCAGCAGUACCUGGCGGCCUCCGGCGGGCAGAGGCUGCUCUCCUCCGUGCGCAACACCUACGUCAUGGGCAAGGUGCGCAUGGUGGCCACCGAGUUCGAGAACGCCGGCAGACUCGUCAAGAACCGCAAUGCCGCCCGCUGCGCCGAGCCGGGCCGCUUCGUGCUCUGGCAGAUGGCUCCCGAGAUGUGGUACAUCGAACUGGCCGUCGGCGGGAGCAAGGUGCAUGCGGGCUGCAAUGGCAAGCUCGUGUGGCGCCAUACACCGUGGCUCGGCUCCCAUGCCGCCAAGGGCCCUGUUCGCCCGCUCCGUCGUGCUCUUCAGGGCUUGGAUCCACUGACGGCAGCGAGCAUGUUCGCCGGCGCACGGUGCAUCGGGGAGAGGAAGGUGAACGGGGAGGACUGCUUCAUUCUCAAGCUCUGCACCGACCCUGAGACCCUCAAGGCGCGGACCGAGGGCCUCGCGGAGAUCAUCAGGCAUGUCAUGUUCGGGUACUUCAGCCAGAGGACUGGCCUUCUCGUCCACAUUGAGGACUCGCACCUGACACGGAUUCAGUCAACAACCGGCGGGGAUGCGGUCUACUGGGAGACUACCAUCAAUUCCUUCAUCGAGGACUACCGGCCGGUGGAUGGUAUCAUGAUUGCGCACUCUGGGCGCUCGGCUGUGACCCUCUUCCGUUUCGGCGAGGUGGCCAUGAGCCACACCAAGACUCGGAUGGAGGAGGCAUGGAGCAUUGAGGAGGUGGCGUUCAAUGUCCCUGGGCUGUCCAUGGAUUGCUUCAUCCCACCCACCGAUAUCAAGUCUGGAUCUGUUUGUGAAGCUGUCGAGCUUCCUCAUGGCGAGAAGAACAAGUUUGGUCCUCCCCCUGGUCACCGUGCCAAAGUUGCUGCACUGGAGAAGGCAGAUGAUGAUAAACUAGCAUGGAGGGGAACCAUACCCGAAGAUCAUCACUGAUUUUCAUUAGCCUGUUCAGUUCAUACUUGCUUCUUUCAUUGCAGUUGACUGAUGAAUGUAGUGUAGGAGAGAAACAGGUCAAGGGAGGAUUUCGAUUUUGGGAUUUCCAGAUGACCUCAGUGUAUAGGAAGCAGCAUGGGGCAUUCACAAGGUCUUGAAUAUCCUUGAGGAGCUUCUGUGUGAAGAGUCAUUUCUAAUCUCAGUAUGUCACCAAGAGAGAUGGGAGUAGGUAAACCUUGUUUGCUAUUUCAGACUUUUUGUCAGUAUAUCAUGUGGAAGAACUUGGUGCGUCCACCUAACAGAGGUCAUCGCUGGUGGUGCCUGUUUGUGCUCCUUUAGCAAUACUAAUUAGUCACCGGGGUCAGCGGGGAAGAAGCAUUUCCUCGUCGGUAGCCGACAGUGUUUUUUAGCAUUUCUGUCAUUUACAUCCAAUUGGCCAUUCAGUUUGCUGUGCUUGGUGAUGGUUCCCGGCCAAGCUAACAUAUGAGAAAAGUAUAGCUUCUGUAUGGUUGUUACCUAUUUAGGUUUCAUUUGUUCCUGAACCUGCUUCCUUCGCAUCUCUGUUAUUUUUCCCUGAGAAGAUGAAGGUUGUAUUCAACAGAAAAGCUUGUUGUAAUCCAAAGACAUCUAAUGAGUGGACUGGUUUUGCGA